Rotaria sp. Silwood1 is the source of this 738-nucleotide messenger RNA. The record is from the annotation of a GenBank genome assembly. Lineage: Eukaryota; Metazoa; Rotifera; Eurotatoria; Philodinida; Philodinidae.
AUGAUAUAUCAAGAAUGUGCACAAUUAGAAGCUGGUGUUACUUUUUUUAUUCCUGGUGUAGGUGAACAAAAUAUUAAAUUUUUUAUUAUUGCAUCAUGUACAGAUAAACCAGCUCAAUCGUUAUUAACUAAUAUGGUCUCCCACAAUGCUAAUUAUAGCUGUGCAAAAUGCUUUACUGAAGCUCCGUGCCCUUUAACAAAAUUAAAAUAUUAUUCUUUUGGUGAAUUAAUACUCUUUGAUUCAUUGCAUACAUUAUAUUUAGGUGUAUUUAAAAAAUUUUGUUCGUUGAUUUUUUCUAAAUCCAAAACUGAUCGUCAACAAAAAUGGUCGCUUUAUAAUAAAAUAAAUAGUAUUGAUCAAGGGUUAUCUUCUGUUAAAAUUCCAACUACUACAAGUCGAAGAUUUCGAACAAUAAAACAUAUUGCACGUUUCAAGGCGAACGAAUUCAGAUCCUUAAUGCAUCACGGUUCAACAGUAUUGUUACAAGCAAAGUUACCAAAAUAUCGUCGACAUUUUGCAUUGUUAUUAGCUGCUGUUACCAUUGCUUCUAAAGAUAUUAUUGACAAUUAUGAUAUAAUAUUAGUCAAAGAAUUAUUACAUCAAUAUGUAAAAGAUUGGCAAAAGAUAUUUGGUCUUCGUCAUAUGUCAUCCAAUAUACAUUCACUUUUACAUAUUCAUGAAUCAAUACAAUUUCUAGGUCCUUUAUAUAUGUAUAGUGCUUUUAAUUUUGAAGGUUAG